Molecule: messenger RNA, 2240 nt
Organism: Saprolegnia diclina VS20
Lineage: Eukaryota; Oomycota; Saprolegniomycetes; Saprolegniales; Saprolegniaceae
Exons: 16
Coding region: 42-2240 (732 amino acids)
Source: RefSeq, a predicted model, not a curated record
CGGGGCGCGACCGCUAAAGAUCCAACCGGGGUCGACCGAGCAUGAUCGUGGGCAAGAGCUUGUGUGAUGGACCGUCUGAGGCGCCGCCCGCGCCGCCGAUGCCGCCGGUCGUCUCGCCCAUCCAGAACCCGUCCAACCACGUCUUCAAGAAGCGCCGCAAGGUGCAAGAGCGUCUCUUUUUGCGUCCGCUCUCGAGUGCGCUGGGUGCCGCGACAGCAAUCGGCGGACCCGAAGAGUCGACAGCCACCGAUGAGGACGCGGUGCGCAAACCAACGCGCGCAGCGUCCCGACGUGCCACAACUAAGGACCCGCUGGGCGCGACGAGCCCAACCAAGGCAUCCCGUGCUGCGCUGCGCAAGCGCCAACUGCAGUGCAGUGCGUCGGAGCCGACGCUGCGCCCCAUGUCGCGGGCAGCAACGCCACAUGCCUUCAACGACGCGGUGCAGCCGCUGCCGGGCACGCACGUCGCCGCGCUCGCCGAGAGUUUGUCGGCAGCCUUUGUACAGCAGCAUUUUCCGUCCUCUUACACCCAAGACACGGGAGUCGCUGGGCACCUCGCGCUUGACCCCGACAUUCAGGAGUAUUGUCGGCGCGGCCCCGUCGCGUCCGUGUGCCGGGACCUCGGCACGUUCUGGCUCACCAACAUGCUUCGUACCUAUGACAUUCCUCGGACGACACCCGUCGACUGUGCCCGCGUCGAAACGCAGCUGCAGACUGUCAUUGCGCACGCCAAGCAGCACUUUCAGUCGUCGGACGCUGCGUUCACGGAGCAACUCAUGGACGUCGUGGCCGCCAACGUACUUUCGCACUGCUCGUCGUCAACGGAUUUUAUGCAGACGGUGGCGGGGCACUACCGCGAGCUCCUCACACGGUUGCCGUUUCUCCUCGACGAACGCGAACGCAAGCUCGAGGUUGCCGCCGGCACGAUCGCGUCGCUCGAGAGCAAAAUCUGUGACCUUCGUGCUUUGCACACGAGUGCGCAAGACGAGACCGAGGCAGCACAACGCGAGUGGCAGCGCGCGCAAGCCGCACACCGAGCGAUCGAGGUGCGCCUGCAAGACAUGGCCGUCGUCGUCGAAGGCGCUGUCGCCGCAGAACUGGCCCAGACCAAGGCCCUGCGCGAGAGUCAGCUGCAAGCGCAGGAGCAGCAGUACACGUAUGAAAUGCGUAUCAACGCGCUGCAGAUUGAGGCGCAGGACUUGACGUCGAGCGUCCAAGAGCUCCAUGCCGCCAUCGAUUCCAAAGACGCUGCGCUCGCCCUUUACGCCCACGUCCAGAGCGAGCGGGACGCCGCCUGUGCCGAUAUUGGAGAGCUCACUGAGCAGCUCGCAGCGCUCUCGGCCGCACACAAAGAACUCGUGGUGCGUCAUGAGGACGCCAUGCGCACGCAGCAAGUGCUUCUCUUCCGGCUCAGUGUCGUCGACGCCACGUCCGACGACAUGCCCACCGGGUCAAACCCGUCGCCUGAGAGUAUGAAAAACAUCAAAAUUCCCGCCGACGUCGACGAGACGCUGCACGCACUGCGGCUCAAGGUGACCGAGUACGAGCACCAGAGCGUCCUCGCCCACGCCGAGAGCAUCCGGAAAGAAACCCGCGUGCGCGAGCUCGAGUUUCUCUUGGAAGACCGCCGGCAACAGUUGCAGUCGGCGGCGGCGGCGCGCUCGGAGCUCCAGCGGCAACACAAAGUGCUGCAAGACCAGUUGCAGGCGCUACCUCGCCCGUACGAGGCCGAGAUUCGGCGAUGGCGUGCCAAUGUGACCUCGCUCGAGGCCGACAAAGGCGACCUUCUCGUCGACUAUGGUCGGCUGGUUGCAGAGCGCGACACGGCCAAAGCCCAAGCAGUCCUUGACCGCGCCAAGGCUGCGCGGUAUGAAGUUGGCCUUGGCAACAUGGUGCCUCGAUUUCGGGCGCUUCAAACCGAGUACACGCGCAGCGUGCUGACGACGCGCGCCGAGCUCCAGGCCAUGCAGAGCCUCCUUUCGACCACCAGUCUUGACAUUGACGGCCGGGCACGAGCAAUCGUCGCCAACGAAGCGGCGCUGGAAGCCAAGAUGCGCGCACUCAUCGGCACGGCAAUCGGGCGAGACCCUGCUGUACUGUUUGUCUUGCAAAUGCUUCAUACCAAGCUGCAAGCACUCCGCACGGCGCUCAACGACUUGCGCAAGGAAGCAGCGUCCGCGAUCCAGUCGCUCGCCUCGUCCCACGCCACGUAUGAGCGUCGAUGCCACAAAGGUCCUUAA